UCUGAAGGACCUCUGAAGGGGGCAGGCUGUAUGUCUGCAUAUGGAGCGACUGCACGGAGGAGACGCCUCUAAACACUCAACUUAUACAGACACAGAGCUGUUACACGUCUACAGCUCGAGCAAAGCCUGAUUUCGACAGCGGACGCCGCAGAGAAAGUCCUUCCUCACACCAGCCGCUCCGCGAGAGAAGAGACCCACACCCGCCUCUUCCGUCUCCCGCAGCUCGGGACUCUCUAACGCGGAUAAACGAUGACUUUCCACGCGCGAUUCCCACUCAAAGCACCAGAGACUUUCUCGCCCGUGCUUACAGGGCGUGUUUCUUUAAUCUGACAUGGAGGAAAAUGCUUAAAUCCUCUCCUACAUGCCUGGAAUUUUCUGCUGGGAACAGAAAGUGGGCGUUUUUCCCCGCACCGAAGCGCUGGAGGAUUCGUGCGAGUGCCGCAACUUGCAGCAACAUGCAAUAAGUCUGGAUUCAUAAGAUCGCACUGAUUCUGAGGUUACUGAGCGAUAUAAACUGUUCGAAAUGGCACAGGAUAAUGUGUACGACAGCCGCAGUAUUGUGGUGAAGUACAUCCACCAUAAGCUCUGGAAGAAGGGGUACGUGUGGGAAGUGAACGGACUGAUGAUGGGGAGGCAGGAGGACGGCUGCAUCUCUCCCGGCUCCCGUCACGACCCCCGCAGCGCUCUGCAUAAGGUGCUGCGGGAGGCCGGGGACGAACUGGAGCGGCUUUAUCAGUCGGACUUCGCGGAAAUGUCCAAACAGCUGCAUCUCACGUCCAUCACGGCGCAGCAGCGCUUCACCGCGGUCAUAGACGAGCUGUUCAGGGACGGCGUGAACUGGGGCAGAAUCAUCGCUUUUUUCGAGUUCGGAGGGACCGUUUGUGUCGAAUGCGUGAAUAAGGAGAUGACGGCACAUGUGGAUAAUAUCGCGGGCUGGAUGACCGAGUAUCUGAACGGGCCGCUGCACAGCUGGAUCCAGGAGAACGGCGGUUGGGAGGCGUUUGUGGAGCUCUACGGCAGGCAGAGGGACUCUGUGUUUCGCAGCUCGUGGUCAUCGAUAGUAACGGUCUUCGGUCUAGCCGCUCUCGGGGCUGUUGGCUUGACCAUAGGAGCCUACCUUGCUCAGAAAUGAGGAGCCUUCCCCUUCUUCAGUCGCUUGCCCUCUCUCUCCAUCUGAACCCCCUCCUCAGCUUUCCCCAAAGGACAGUCGUGUCCCCAGGACAGAUGCUCUUCAAAGCCUCUCUCCCACUCUCUACCCGGCUUUCUUCUCUGCCCUCAAACACAAAGACAGAAAAGACAGGAAACGAAUGUGCUGCCGACAGACCAUGAGAGAAUGGAAGAGAAGAAAAAUAACCCAAGUGAAAGAGACACUUUUGGUGUUCUUAUAUUUAAAAACGAUGGAAAUCUGGAGGUUUUGAAGGUCUGUGCUGAUUGACGACACCAGCACUCUCCAAAUGUCCUUUAGGAGUCAUGUUGAUCUUAAGAGACAAUCUGCACUAAACUACCAUCGCUGUUCUUAGUAGUU
Messenger RNA from Carassius carassius (crucian carp), 1525 nucleotides. It is a transcript of the gene bcl2b, whose product is annotated as BCL2 apoptosis regulator b. The record is from RefSeq and is a predicted model, not a curated record. The transcript is spliced from 2 exons. Gene Ontology annotation, molecular function: protein homodimerization activity; protein heterodimerization activity. Bases 524 to 1132 code for a protein of 202 amino acids. Gene Ontology annotation, cellular component: mitochondrial outer membrane. Lineage: Eukaryota; Metazoa; Chordata; Actinopteri; Cypriniformes; Cyprinidae. Gene Ontology annotation, biological process: intrinsic apoptotic signaling pathway in response to DNA damage; negative regulation of intrinsic apoptotic signaling pathway; extrinsic apoptotic signaling pathway in absence of ligand.